This is a messenger RNA of Drosophila serrata, 1019 nucleotides long. RefSeq names its product Regulatory particle non-ATPase 12-related (gene Rpn12R). The record is from RefSeq and is a predicted model, not a curated record. Lineage: Eukaryota; Metazoa; Arthropoda; Insecta; Diptera; Drosophilidae. Gene Ontology annotation, biological process: proteasome-mediated ubiquitin-dependent protein catabolic process. Gene Ontology annotation, cellular component: cytosol; nucleus; proteasome regulatory particle.
UGUCAUUUCCUGUCACUUUACAAAAUUUCAAAGGCUAAAAAAUUUAGUCCUCAUCGAACCUUUCACCAUGGCAAGUCUCUACAACGAAUUGAAAACCGAGUGGAGCAAACAUGAUCCAAAUUUGGCUCAUUGUGCCAACUUGCUGGAUGGCUUCAAGCUGGAACUGGUGCGCUCCGACUUUGGCUCACCGCAGGCUUCAUCGAGUUCCAGGCAGAAGGAGCAAUUGAUUCGUUCCCGGGAGAUGUUGGAGAUUGCCGUGGAGCAUAGCAUUGCCACCAAGGAUUAUGCUGCCUUUGAGCGUUACAUGGCCCAGUUGAAUACCUAUUAUUUUGACUAUGACAAGGUCCUGGUGUCAUCGGUGCAUAUGCACAAGUUUAUGGGUCUAAAUCUACUCUAUAUGCUGGCCACCAAUCGGAUUGCUGACUUUCACAUUGAACUCGAACGUCUGCCAUUGCCUUUGCUGACCAAUAAUAAUUUCAUCAAACCGGUAUUGAAUCUUGAAAACUACUUCAUGGAGGGCAGAUACAACAAGAUUUUGCAGGCCAAGAAAUCGCUGCCGGCGGAGAUCUACGCGAAUUUCAUGGAUAUGCUGGUGGAUACGGCCCGCGAUGAGAUUGCCUCGUGCGUGGAGAAAUCCUAUGAGAAGAUGACUCCCAAGUUGGCCGCCCAGCGUCUAGGAUUUCGUCCUGGCAGCAAGGAGCUCUUGGAUUUGGUCGAGCGUCGUCAAUGGAAGAUGGAUGGUGAGGGAAACUACGACUUUGCUGGCCUCAAUGCCAGGCGUGUGGAGAAGGUCUCGGCCAAGGAUAUAGCCAGUAAUAAUCUGUCCUAUGCCCAGGAACUGGAGAAAAUCGUUUAAGGAGCGGGAAAUAUAUAUAUAUAAGUCCCUCCCCCUCUGAUAAUUGUUAUCUUUAAUCCACUCAAGCAGAAAAUAAUGUCGGAAAAAUUUACACAUUCAACGGCAGAAAAAUCAGUAAAGCGGCAACCGGAAAUUUGUCAGAUUUAAUUUUUCACACAUCUCA